Messenger RNA from Drosophila ananassae, 1102 nucleotides. Its product is annotated as ribosome-binding protein 1. The transcript has 2 exons. The record is from RefSeq and is a predicted model, not a curated record. Lineage: Eukaryota; Metazoa; Arthropoda; Insecta; Diptera; Drosophilidae. Bases 118 to 1023 code for a protein of 301 amino acids. Gene Ontology annotation, molecular function: protein binding.
UCAAAAAACUGGUUCGCCAGGAGGGAUUGCGUAAGAUCUUCUCGAUUAUGAAGCGUUAUUUAAGCUGAUCUGAAGCACAGCCAAGGCCAGAGAAGACAUUGGAGUUGAAGUUUCAAGAUGAUCAAGCUGUUUUAUCCUUUGGCCGCAGUGCUGCUGUGUUUUGUCUUCGCCACAGCGCAGGUUGUGCCAAAUACAGAGAUCGGCCGGAUUACCAUCCAAGUGCCGUUGCUGUCCAAUGGAAAGCCCGUGAUCCUCACCAACCAGGAUAAGGAGGAAGUGGCCCAUGUGGAGGAGAUCAAGCCGGGCAAGGUGCAUGUAGUCCAGGAGGUAGUGGUUCCCCCAACGGUCAAGUCGGAGAGCAAGGUCCGUGUGGCCAGAGCGGUGGGAGGAUACAAUUCUGGACUCCCAAAUCCAGGCAUCCCCAAUCAUGGUAUUCCGAAUCGUGGCAUUCCCAAUGACGGCAUUCCUAACCCUGGAAUUCCCAUUGACGGUAUUCCCAAUCCUGGUAUCCCCAAUCAUGGAAUUCCCAAUCCUGGUAUCCCCAAUCAUGGCAUUCCGAAUCGUGGCAUUCCUAAUGAUGGAAUCCCCAAUCCUGGUAUUCCUAACCAUGGCAUUCCCAAUCCUGGCAUCCCAAACCAUGGAAUACCCAAUCCUGGAAUUCCCCAUCCCGAAGCCUCCGAAAUCAAAUCGGUUAUGGUGACCACUGCACCUGCAACCACCGAGAUGCCAAAACGAGUGACCACCCGGAACUGUCACCAACUCCUAAUGGGUGGAAUGACCACUACGUCCCCAUCAGAGGUGACCAGUGUGCCGGUGGAGAGCUGCGAUGAGCUGUGCACCAAACUGGAAUACGUUCCGAUCUGCGGCUACAAUGGCGACUGCAUCCACGAGUUCUCCAACCAGUGUGUGAUGGACUCCUUUAACUGCCGGCAUCGGCAGCAGGUCUUCCGGGCAGUGGACGACGAUGUCUGCCGGUUGGGAGUUUGUGUGAGAAGAUGCAAAGAGGAGGAUCUCAAGCAUUAAUCCUAAAAUUAUAACUGCAUUAGUUUCUAAAGUCAUAUUAAUAUCAUAAAUAAAUCCGAUUCAAAUCAUUUUAAUUCAA